This is a messenger RNA of Ornithodoros turicata, 4830 nucleotides long. RefSeq lists its product as uncharacterized. Gene Ontology annotation, biological process: DNA replication. Gene Ontology annotation, molecular function: nucleotide binding; DNA-directed DNA polymerase activity; DNA binding. NCBI's taxonomy places the organism in Eukaryota, Metazoa, Arthropoda, Arachnida, Ixodida, Argasidae. The transcript has 3 exons. The record is from RefSeq and is a predicted model, not a curated record. Bases 1465 to 4290 code for a protein of 941 amino acids.
CGACCUUGAACAUGCAGAGCAAGUUAUUUUUAGGCUAUGACGACUCCUCGCACCCGUGCAUGUUGGGGCAUGCAGCGAGGUCGCCGCUAUAUAAGUGGGGAGGAUGUGUAAAGAGGCAGCAGUCUUCGCAUCGCUUCGGGAGUGUGCGGAGCUCGCUUCAAAAUGCCUAGAUGCGUGUUCUGCUUUUUUGAUCCUCAUGAUAUCGGUGAUGAUGAGCCAUUGGAAGAGAAUUCACCAUCUUCUCCAGACAUUUCACCUGGCACAUUGCAUGCUCACGUCGAGCGAUCACAUCCCUAUGUGGACAUUUCCUUCCUGCCUUUCUUUCAAACUGAUAGCGCAUUUCGAGGUACCGUCAAAGCGUUUGUGCUAUUGGCAUCUGUUCACGAUCAGGGAGUAGAGGACUUGUGACAAUAUUUAAUGAACCACCUCCACAAUAUAAUUGCUAUUUUGCGAGCACAAAGAAUACCCUUUAGAUUUUGCAUUUGUUCUGACGUUCUAAUGAUGAAAGAAAAUCGAGGGGAUAUAACAGCCCAGCAAACCAUUAAUAUCCCUGGGACAUCCCUACAAGGUCGCGAACGUCACGAAUAUCUCGACAUCCAUAGGAUAUCUAUGGGAUAUCGCACAAUUUCAUUGCGUUUUGGGCUUACUCCAGUAAACAAUAGACGUCACAUGUAUGUUGGAAGGAUAUCGCGCUCUGGAUGUUUGAAUGUCCCAUGACAAGCAGCCUGCAGAUCCUAGGGAUGUCUAUGGGAGAUCCAGGAAAUAUUUGUUUGUCCUUAUAGAGAUGGUAACCUGAAUUAAAAACAGAGUAGUUGGUAGGAAGGGAUGUCAGAAAUGUUGUUGGGUAUACUGUGGGUUGAUGCAGAAACACAGGAAUUGCGAAGAUACAUCCUCGUCACCGUUACAAAUGGUUUAUGCCACGCUACCCCUAACGAACGUGUGUGUAACGAUUUGUAUUUCAGUAUAUGUUCCAUCCGGCUCGCAAAUAGAGGUUACUGCGGGUUUUCCCAAGUGGUCCAAGUGAGGCGGGCAGAGUUCGGCACUUAUGCUGGCGUGUCCCACGGUGUUGCUGUACUGUGAUGAAUCCUGUUAGGCUAAGGUAAUGUUUUGUUCCCAAUAGUAUCAAAUGGGUUAAAACACACAAUAAAUACUAUUUGGUGGUACACAGUUGCAGUGGUCUCUACGCACUCUACAAACACUAAAUAUGUGAUGCAAAAAAUUGUUAAAAGCAAAAUAUGUACGAUAUUCGUAACCUCCUGUAUAUAUCCAAAUAUCCGUGACAUACGUCGCAGGGACUUUCAGUGGAUCUACAAACAUGGCAGAAAUGCUAGUCGCUGGGAUAUCACAUGGAUGUAAAACGGAUCUGUGCCAAACUCCACUGGAUAUCCAAACGUCCCGGGCGAGAUAUCUUACGGAUAUUUGCUGGAUGUAUCUGGUUUGCUGGGAGCACACAUAGCUCAUUUUAUGGCGCUUGCUCGCGAAGUCCACAGCGACGGAGCUAUUGCAAAUACUUUGAUGGACGUGAUUCAGGAGUCCACCGGGCGCAUUGAAAAUUACCAGAGUGAGGGUAGUGGGUUUGUAUCCACCGACGUCCAAAAAGUUCAAAUGUGUAUUUCCGCUGUGAAAACUAAAAAGUUUCGAUGCGAGGGGGUACUUCCCACAAAUUUGGCUAAACGCACGAACGUGUUAACGAAUAUCCAUUUACCAGCACGCAAGGAGGGUGAAUGUUUUAAAUACAAUACACUCGCUCUCCUGCAUCCACAGGAAAGGAAUUCGUGGAAAAAAUGUGAAAAUUAUGCAGCAGAUUACUGGUGGCCAAGCCGCUUCCCUGUUUCAUUCUCUGAUCUGGAUGAAUUUGAAGUCCAAAACGAGAUAUCCGUGUAUGUUUACGCCUAUGUCGAUCAGGGAGUGCACGUGUCGCGACCCGCAAAACUGGAAUUCCAAAAGAAAAUUCAUCUUUUGGAGGUUGAUGAGCAUUUUUUUGGAAUAAAGUCCCUCGAACGCUUGUUGACAACAAGAAGUAACCAUUUUGUAUGCGAACGCUGCACACGCUCUUUCGUGAAGGAAGAGAGCAUGGCGAAACAUCGACGCCUUUGCACAGACAUAAACGAAAUCCUGUUGGAAUUUUGCGAGCCGGGAAAAAUUUUUAUAGAGUUUACUAAAAUACAGUACAUGCAACAGUACAACUAUGUCGUUGCGUUGGACACUGAGAGCGUACUCGCACCCAGUGGUGUUGGCAUGCAAUGUCACAUUACCUCUAGCUUCUGUGCUGUGCUCGUGCGUACCCAUGACUCAAAGGUGAUGCGCAUUAGAACACACCAUGGGGAAGAUGCGGCAAAGCAGUGUGUAAAGGCACUCAUGGAAAUGCGUGAUGAAAUGAUUGCCUUGAACGCCUGCCCCGCUGCAAUGGUGUUGAGCGAUGAACAACAGGCCAAGCACAGAGCUGCUACCCACUGUGCAUAUUGUAAACGGGAAUUCGCGAAAGACCUACCUCGUGUCCGGCAUCAUGAUCAUUCGAAGCAUUGUACUGCGGGUGAGAUAAAUUAUAUCGCGACACUGUGCAACCCCUGUAACGUCGCGUGCACUACCAGAGAAAAAUUGCCGAUCAUGGUCCACAAUUUGUCUUAUGAUCUGGCUGGACUGUUACGGGAAUUUCACGUUCUCGGGUGGAAGCGACCUCCCUUCAUUGUGGCCAGCUCCAUAGAAAAAAUUCGUUCGUUCGAAAUUGGUACCUUCCUCUUCAGAGAUACCAUGCAGUACCUAAAUUCGUCGUUGGGGGACCUCGUGGAAACCGUCAAAUCCAUGGGGGGAGCCGAGGCAUUCCAAUGCUUGAAGCAGGUAUUUGGAAAGGACUACGAAAUUUUACUUCGUAAAGGUGUAUUCCCGUACAGCUAUGUCAGUUCUUUCGCAGUUUACGAUGAAUUGACCUUGCCAGAAAAAUCCUUCUUUCGAAACGAUCUCACGGGGGAGGAUAUAAGUGAGGAGGACUACCAGUAUGCAUCGCUCGUAUUUGAACAUUUUGGGUGCUCAAAUUUGAGGGAUUAUAAUGCAUUGUACCUGAAAACGGAUGCCAUAUUACAUGCGGACGUGAUGCAGCACUUCCGACGUCUGUGCUACAGUGCGCGCGGAUUGGAAUUGCUUCAUUGUGUUUCUCUGGCAUCCUAUUCGUGGCAAUGCGCCCUAAAUUACACGCAGGCAAAAUUGGAAUUGAUCACCGAAGAGGACAUGUACAGAACCAUCGAAUCAGGCGUUAGAGGUGGGCUCUGUCAGGCGAGCAGGCGUCAUUUACAGGCUAACAACCCUCUGUGUAGUGGCUAUGAUCCCGAUAAAGAGGAGGUGUACAUAUCAUACAUAGAUUGCAACAAUCUUUAUGGAUUUAGUAUCAUAAAGCACCUCCCCGUCGGUGAUUUCGAAUGGGUCGAGGAUUUUAGCUCCGUGGAUUUUAUGCGUCACCCCACGGAUUCUGAUGUGGGGUACGUGUAUGUGUGCGACUUGGAGUAUCCAAAAUCUAUCCACGCUCUAACGCGAUACGUCCCCCUGGCUCCCGAGAAGGCGGUGGUCCCGGAGGAAUGGCUCUCGCCAUUCCAGCGAGGGCUUCUCGAAGAAUUAAUGUAUCAGCCAGCUAACAGCAAAAAGCUGCUGCUCACGUGCAAGGACAAGGUCGAGUACAUCGUUCAUUACGCACUGCUCGCACUCUACUGUAGAUUGGGCAUGAGGGUGACAAAAAUUCACCGAAUCCUAAAAUUUCGCCAGGCACCAUUUCUGCGUCCCUAUAUUGAGGACAAUGUUGCCAGGCGCAUUGCCUCGAGCACAACGUUCGAAAAAAAUUUCUAUAAACUCUCAAAUAAUGCGGUGUUCGGGAGAACGCUUUUAAAUAAAUUUAACAUGCGGGACAUUCGAGUAGCCUUCGAUGAGGAGACGGCGAGUCGCCUCGGGAGUCGGGCAGAAUGCGUGAGGAUGGAAAUUUUGUCCCCGAAUUGUGUCAUGUACGAAAUGCGCAAAAGAAAAGUGCGAUGCGAUUUCCCACUCCAGAUUGGGUUUACGAUUUUAGAACUCAGUAAAUUAACCAUGUACUCAUUCUACUAUGAAACCUUGCUGAGCAAGCUCACUUGUCCGGUGAUUACCUGUUACUUUGACACGGAUUCUCUGAUCCUUGGCCUAUUCUGCAAGGACUACGAAGAUCAGCUACGAGCGAUCGCCGACGACCAUUCAGAUUUGUCUUCCUUUGAUCGGGAUCAUCCACUGUACAGUGAAAAGAAUCGUGGAAGACUUGGGGCAUUCAAAAGCUAAACUGGUAGUGUACCUAUCGAAGAAGUAAUAUGCUUGAAAGCUAAAAUGUACUCUAUCAAACUAGCUGGAGAAAAGCAAAUUGCAAGAGCUAAAGGGGUGAAGAAAAAUAUUGUACGCAAGCACCUCCUCCAUGAGACAUACUACGAUACCUUGUUCAAUCACACGAGCGUAUCGAAUGAGCAAGUGUCAAUAGUUGGAAAGAAACAGUGCAUGUACACCAUCAGAAAUGUCAAAAGAAGUCUGAUGGCAUAUGACGACAAGCGAUACCUCUGCAAUGACAUCGAAUCCUACCCUUACGGAAGCUGUGAAUAUGAAGAUGUGCAGGAAGAGAACUGAUACUUCUGUGACAUGCUGUUCUCGCGUGCGGUCUGGGAUUGAGCCGUGGAUGGAGAAGGACGAACGCCUGGGUGAUCCACAUGGUACUUAUGCGAAAAACGCCAUGGAUGUUAAUGGAAAUGUCCAGUGUGCCUGGAAGUGCCCCAGAGAGAAGUACAAUCUCUUAGAGACUGCCAUGAUGUACUCAAUAAACAUUGAAAACUA